Bactrocera dorsalis (oriental fruit fly) is the source of this 639-nucleotide messenger RNA. Its product is annotated as zinc finger BED domain-containing protein 5-like. The coding region runs from base 1 to 639 and encodes 212 amino acids. The record is from RefSeq and is a predicted model, not a curated record. NCBI's taxonomy places the organism in Eukaryota, Metazoa, Arthropoda, Insecta, Diptera, Tephritidae. The transcript has 2 exons.
AUGAAACCGUCAAAGCUUAUGCGGCAUCUCACAACCAAGCAUCAAAAAGAAGCUGAUAAGCCGUUGGAUUUCUUUGAACGAAAGUUGAAAGCUCUUAGUCAGCAGCAAAAUACUAUAAUUCAGGCAUCCAGUGUAAACGAGUCAACAUUAUUAGCUGGCUACAAAGUCGCAUAUCGAGUUGCUAAAGCAGGGAAACCACAUACAAUUACCGAAAAUCUUAUUUUGCCAGCGGCACUCGAUAUGGUUGAAAUUAUGGUCAGUCAGCAGGAGGCAACCAAAUUAAUAAAAAUACCACUUUCUGACAAUACUAUUUUACGCAGAAUAAACGAUAUGGCCAAGGAUAUUCAAGAACAAAAAUUAAAGAAUAGCCAACAUUUUGCUUUGCAGUUCGAUGAAUCUACUGAUAUUUCCGACUGUGCACAGUUUAUAGUAUUUGUGCGCUUUGAAGCAGAUGACAGUAUUACGGAAGAAAUCUUAUUUUGCAAAGCACUUCCUGCAAACACUACUGGCCAGUGUUUGUACGAUAUGUUUUUAGAAAGCACUUGCGACUACGAUAUUGAUUGGAAAAAAUGUAUCGCUAUUUGUAGCGAUGGCGCUAAAGCUAUGACUGGCAAAAAUAGCGAACUCAUUGCAAAAUGA